AUGCGUGAUCGAGGCAUUCCAUUACCUGCAGGAGCCAUCCUAAUCUCUCCAUGGGUGGAUUUGACCCAUUCAUUUCCCAGUGUGGCUGAAGAUAAUCCUCUAGAUUAUAUUCCACCUCAUGGCUUUCAUCAAAAGCCAUCUCCUUCAUGGCCACCGCCGAAUUCUGAUGACCUUUUGGCAAUUGAGGAGGGUAUCGUGAAGAAUCUGGCUAAGAAAGAUCCUAAUAGCAAUCACAACCCUCAGAUUGAGGCAGAUGCGGUCCAAGGAUUUCACGUGGAUGAGAAUCCACCUCCCGGAACACAAAACAACACAGCGGCUGCAGGCACAAAUAGUGAUGUUCCAACAGCGAAUACUGUCCCAGGAAUAGGCCACAAUCUUUCGAUCAUGCUUGAUGGAAAAUUAGUCGAGAUCAAAGACCAGAUUCAGAUGUAUGCUUCGAACCAGCUAAUCUCUCACCCCUUGGUAUCGCCAGUCCUACAGCCGUCUUUAGGCGGCCUUCCUCCGCUACUCAUAUUGACAGGAGGCGGCGAAAUGCUCAGAGACGAGCAAAUAUAUCUAGCUCAUAAAGCCGCAAAUCCAACAAAGUACCCACCAGGAGAUGCUUACCUUGAUCAAAGCCCUCACGAUCACAACAGAAACCAGGUCAAUCGUUGGAAGCCAACUGAUGUCCAGCUCCAACUCUGGGACGAUCUGUGCCAUGUGGCGCCUACACUCAGUUUCACUCGACCUGCAAAGUAUAUGUACAGGUCGAUUGCGCAGUUCGGUGCUUGGACACUUGCCAGAGCACAGAAGACCGAGAUUGAGAUUCUGGAUGACGAUGAUGUCUCGAUCAUUUCUCAAUCCGAUACCGACUCCGAAGAAGAUGCUGCUGAACAGAAAAAAGCUGCAGCUGUGGACCCAAGGCAGUCAGCUGGUCAAGUUGGUAAGGCUGGAGACCCUCUUCCUUCAUUCAAGAACCACAUGAUUCGGCAGCGCGUUGAUCGUCAUGGCAACAUAUUCAAUUUGGAGCCACCUUCUGAGCUGCCUGGAUGUAAUGUUCCAUCUAGUGAGGUUGGCGUCAUCAAGGAAGGCCCAGUCAAAAAGUGGAUGAAUGCAAAGAAGGAAUGGGACACGAAGUUCUCAUCUGCUAAGCGGAAGGUGCAGAAACAGCGAGCGAAGGAAAUGGCAAAAGGUUAUUCUCAAUUCGAGAAUGGGGAAGUUCCACCACCUUCUGCUUUGGCCGGUAGACGGAAGACAGGAGAAGACCUGAAAGAGGAGAGGAAGAAGAAGAGCAUGGGAAUGAGUCUGUGGGCUCUAUGGGGAAGCAAGCACGACGAGAAGACCAUGGUUCGAGAGGAGGAAGCGGACAAAGCGCCGGAGACACACACGGCUUCAGCUGGAGAUGGAGCUGGUGCAAGAGCAUUGGAUGACACGAAGACGAAGCAGGGUCACCAGAUGGAUAAGGGUCAGAAGCCAACCUACAGCCGGAGCAGAUCUCGCCGAAGAACCGUGACAGAUGAGCAUCAAACGGACAACGCUAGCGAUGUGGAUGAGAAUACUCCAGCAUUUAAUCUGCUCGCAGCUCGGAAACAGCAAGGCGGAGCGGUACCUCGUGAUGAGCAUCUAACUCCAACCUUUGCUGCCACAGAGCCACCUUCUACUGAAGCCUCGUCCUCGAACAACACUCCUGCCAUUUUCAUCAAUCAACCUCCCAAUGAAGAAUAUGACCUUAAGAGACCAAAAGCACAAGGGAUCGCGUUCCCAUUCUCCUUAAAAGGACACCAGACAAGCGCAAGUAUGACAACACUCACCAGUGUCAUUGGCGUACCACCAGCAAGCGAUGUCCGAAAUUCUGGGACGUUCAGCAGUGGUGUGCCACAAAAUAAAGCAGACGUCGAGGCUGCGACCUCAACGGGGAUGAGCACCGAAGAGGCGAAAGCUGGUAGAGAGAUCGAGCAGGCCUCUGAAGUGGCCAAGGAGGGUAACGGGGAUGCGGUAGCACCAGGGGCGAGUGCUGAGAAAGUCGUUGAGAAUGGGGAGGUUGUCAGCGCGGAGAGACCUCCUAUUGAGACAUUUGUUACGGCUUCUGAUAUCCUGACGGUUUCGAAGCCAGCUUCGUGA
Messenger RNA from Cadophora gregata, 2100 nucleotides. RefSeq lists its product as uncharacterized. Gene Ontology annotation, molecular function: hydrolase activity. Lineage: Eukaryota; Fungi; Ascomycota; Leotiomycetes; Helotiales; Ploettnerulaceae. The transcript is spliced from 2 exons. The record is from RefSeq and is a predicted model, not a curated record. The coding region runs from base 1 to 2100 and encodes 699 amino acids.